AACCACUUCCCUUCCAAACAUCUUACAAACAUCCCAUGCCCAUUUCAUACCCGCCACGGCAGCUCACUUACAUCAACGCCUUGAAAUCGCACAAAAUUCAUUCGAAGAAAAUUUGUUGUCACUCAUCGAGGCUCGACUUAUCGAAAUGUCAAUUCAACAGACUUUCCCUCCCCCAGAGCCGAAGUUUUACAAGUAUCGCAGAGGAAGGGAAAAUCGCGACAAGGAUGGCCAAGCCAUGGUAAGGGUGGAGGAGCUUUUCACCUCCAUGUUCAGGUGCGAACGGUCAGGCAUCACAUACGCUGCGGGAUCCUGGGGUUAUACGGUGCUACGCACCGCAUACUCAGAAGAGUCCGACACACUCUGGCCGAUCGCGAUGGACAAACUCAACCGAUGGGUUACCAAGUACUUCAUCCACGCUAACCGUCUCGUGAUGAACAAGCCCGACGGUGAGAUUAACGAGGAACUUGCGCGCCGGUUCAUUCUCGAGGUCAUUGAGGAUAGGGAGUCUGAGAAGCUCAAGAUUCCUGACCUUUCCGUAACAAGCCAAGAGACCAUCCAGGCACUCACCCAGGUAUUUGAGGAUUGGCGUGGCAGAGCAAUUGGUGAGAUCGAUUCUGGCCUAGGAGAUAGCCCAAGAUUCUGCGACUUCCUCGUCAUCGACGAGGCUUCUAUGCGAUCUCUCGCUGCCCUGCCCGAUGACAUGCCGUCGACGGAACUUGUGCCUCGCGCGGAAAGACGGGCCCGCGAUCAGAUCUGGGCCGGCGUCUACGUUUGGCUCGUCGACUCCGCAGCAGUGCAACGGUUCAGCGGCACUGAAGAUGAAGAUAACUACGACGGCUGGAUGAGGCUUAGUCCGCAUGACCUAGCGGAUGCGUGGUUCGAAAAGGUUGAAAGAUCCUCCAAUGAGAAUUGGACCUUUGAUCGCGUUGAUAUACCCGAAGGGUCUGGGGAGAAGUGGUACACUCAGCGAUAGCAGAUCUUGUGGAACUGAACGGCAGCCCGACGAGAGUUUGUUCCACCACGUCGAUAGAUAGCAAGUUUUCAGGCGCCUUUAAAAGCUCCACAACGGGUAUAAGAACCAUAUUUAUACAGUAUCCAUGA
Molecule: messenger RNA, 1101 nt
Organism: Colletotrichum acutatum
Lineage: Eukaryota; Fungi; Ascomycota; Sordariomycetes; Glomerellales; Glomerellaceae
Exons: 3
Coding region: 146-973 (275 amino acids)
Biological process (GO): regulation of DNA-templated transcription
Molecular function (GO): DNA-binding transcription factor activity; sequence-specific DNA binding
Source: RefSeq, a predicted model, not a curated record